AUGAUGGUUGUUAAAAGGCAAGAAACAGAAAAUAAUAUGCAUGUGCUUAAAGAAGUUUUUGAAAUUAUCAAGUUCCUUGGUCGUCAAAAUUUACCGUACAGGGGAUCUGCUUCUAAUGAAACAAUAUCAAACUUUGAUGAUAUUUUAAUAAAUAAAGGUAAUUUUCUGGAAAUUUUUCAAUUUGCAUCCAAAAAAGAUGCCAUUUUGCAUAAACAUUUACGUCAAGCUAUUAAAAAUAGUAAACUAAGGAAGGAGAGGUUAGAGAAAAAUAAAAAUUUGAAUUCAAAAGGGCAAGGUUCACUUGUUACAUUUUUAUCAAAAACAACUGUUGAUAAAGUAAUUUCAGGAAUUUUAAAGGCUAUAAGAAAUAAAAUUAAAAAUGAACUUGGUGAUCAAAACUUCAGUAUACAAAUGGAUAGCACCCAGGAUGUUGGUGUUAUGGACCAAGCAUCUAUUUGUGUUCGCUACAUCAAUGAUGGUGAUAUAAAAGAAAGACUUUUUGCAAUUGUCCAAGUAAAGAGUUCUAAAGGUAAAGAACUUUAUAAAUUACUGAAAGAUUGUUUUUUUGAACAUGGCCUUAAUUUUAGUAAUAUAAUUGGUGAGUCAUCUGAUGGAGCCAAUAACAUGAGUGGUCAAUUUUCUGGUCUUUUAUAA
Messenger RNA from Macrosiphum euphorbiae (potato aphid), 654 nucleotides. The record is from the annotation of a GenBank genome assembly. Lineage: Eukaryota; Metazoa; Arthropoda; Insecta; Hemiptera; Aphididae.